GACUUCUUUUGAGGAAGGCGCAUGCGUUCACCAAGAUGGCGGAUAAGUUCUCACUCUCCAGUGGGCCAAGCUCUUUCAAAGCUGCGCCAUAUUAAAAAAUAUUGAAGAAAUAAAUUAUGGGUAAUGGAGAAGACGCAAGUGCCUUUGACGUUUGCGAACCAUAUUGAAAGGCAUUUGGAAAAGUUUUGUUGUCAAAGAAAGAUAGAGAGAAUCUUUCGGUGAAAAAUGGUAUCGAGGAGGAAGAUUCUAUCUCGAUCGAGGGACAAUCUCGUUGAAUCACAAUAUGAGGAUCAAGAUGAAGAAGAUGUGUGGUAUAAUCUUGAUAAACUUUACAAGGAUCAUAUUCAAGAAGUAUUGGAUAAAUGGAAUCAAAUCGAUGAUGAAAUUUGGGCCAAAGUAAUCGUUUUCGAAAGAAAUCGAAGAGUUGCAAAAGCAUACGCCAGGGCACCAGUUCUCACGAUCAAUGGAUCCAAUGAUGGAUUCGAUGGUUUCAGAAUAGGGUUAUGCGGCUUCGAAAAUCCUAUGAGGGAUCCGAAAACAGAAGAGGCGAAAAAACUCAUAAAUCAAGGAGUAAAGAUCAAAAUGGACGAACAAGGGAAUAUAUUAAUAAAAAGAUUAUGUAAAAAUAAUGUUUAUAUAAAACCGACCAGUCAGGAAGACAACGCAAUUGGAGCAGAAAUUGCACGGAAUUCUCAAGGAGCGUUAGAGCACGAAAAACCUGGGAAAGUAUUUGAUAUGAGUAAAUUUCAAACAAAUCUUUCUCGAGAAACUCGAAGAGCAUAUCCAGAUAGGAGAAGACUAGAAAUGCAAUGUCUAAGUGCAAUUGUUUUUGUUAGAACUGAAUUAGAUCUUCUUCAAUGUCCUGUUUGGGUUCUCAUUGUAAAUGUUGUCGGUUUAGACAUGUUGAAAUCUAAGUUACCACCAGUUUUAGCAUUACAAAGGCCGGUGGAUAUUAAAAAUCGACCUAGAAUACCAAUUCCUGAUGAAGAUCCAUAUAGUAUAGCAGGAGUUUCAUCUUCAAUUGGAGUUUCUGAAUCAUUUCAACAAGAUCGAGAUACUCGAGAUCAGAUCUAUAUUCAAUCAAUGAAUAGUAGACAAAAAAGAACUGAGAAACCUCCAAAAUUGCCACCAAGAGAAAAUCUUUAUAGUCAUGAUAUACCUAAACCUGAUUAUGAUGACAUAGAAGAUGACUAUGCCAGAAAAUCUAUAAUAACAAGUGAAGACAAGAGAAAUAAACAUGAUGACAAAAAGAAAUAUGACGAUCCGUAUUAUUGUGGAUUGAGAGCUCGCGUUCCUAAUUUUGUAAAAAUGGCAAAAAGUAAUAAAAUCUCAUCUAGAGGAUACUCCAGACCUACACAAGUACCUGUGUAUACUGGUACAGGAUAUACUAAUAGCCAAUCUUCUAAAAUUUAUGGCCAUUUAGGGAAUAGACCACCAAUUAUGUAUCACGCACGAAGUUUCGAAAGUGGACUUGAUUCAGAUAGUAGAAAUGAGUCACCAUAUAAUCAUAUAUAUGGAAGAUUUCCUAUACCAACUAGAGGUGUAAUUCCUCCUACGCCUAGAGCAAUGUAUAUUGGAGAAUGGGAUUAAAAAUAAAUUUAACAAAAAGGAUGUUAAUAUACAAAAAAAAAAAAAUAA
Messenger RNA from Apis mellifera (honey bee), 1638 nucleotides. RefSeq lists its product as uncharacterized. The coding region runs from base 226 to 1590 and encodes 454 amino acids. The transcript is spliced from 10 exons. The record is from RefSeq and is a predicted model, not a curated record. Gene Ontology annotation, biological process: regulation of DNA-templated transcription. NCBI's taxonomy places the organism in Eukaryota, Metazoa, Arthropoda, Insecta, Hymenoptera, Apidae. Gene Ontology annotation, molecular function: protein binding.